UCACGUUUAGAUGCGUUUAAUUAUACGUUUUCAAUUUAACCGGGGCCCAUACAUCUUGGGUUCAUUGGGCUCGGUGGUUUGGUAGUCAACGCAAUAGGCCCAAUUUCUCCAAACCCAAAAUUGUUUUAACGGUUAUGGUUUUAGCCCGCCACAUCCGACCCGAACCGACCCCUGCACUUCUCUCUCUCUCCAACUGUAUUUAACAGACUUGGCGAAAUCUAUACCCGCCAAAACAAUGGCGGGAGGAUUGUGUUACAGUUGCACUGCAAGUGUACGGCUUCCUAUGCUCUUGCAGUCCAAGACAAUCCGUGGCACCCGAUGCUCCUCAGCCGCACCGGAUAACAACAAUCACAAGAGAGACACCCCACAGGUUUUGAAAAUCGCUGUGAGCGGCGUCACUGAGCUUCUCAGGCUUCUCUCUUCCUUCAACAAAACAACCAGACUGAAUGGAGUGAGUGACAAAGGGAGAGAUGAGUUUUCAGUUUCGGGCAUUGAUGAAGUUUUAAUGAUUCUCAAAUCUGAUUACGAGAAUGCGUAUUUUGUUACAGGGAUUUUCACUUCUGCAAUCUACGCUGAAGAUUGUAUCUUUGAAGAUCCAACUAUCAGAUUUCGAGGUAAGGAGUUGUAUUCUCGCAACUUGAAAUUGCUUGUUCCUUUCUUUGAAUCUCCAUCAAUUGGAUUAGAAAAGAUCGAGAAGGGUAUCAAUUCUGAAGCAAGUUUUGUGCUAGCAACAUGGAAACUCAGGACCUACCUGAAACUUCCGUGGAGGCCUCUCAUUAGCAUUGAUGGAAGCACGGUCUAUGACUUAGAUGAUAAGUUUAAAAUUGUAAGGCAUGCUGAGAGUUGGAAUGUCUCUGCAAUUGAGGCAAUUGGCCAGCUGUUCACGCCUAGUUAUGGAAGGUCCAACGAAUGAAUAUCGCAAGUCUUAGAAAUCUGAAGGAGCUUCAGGUUCAUUUUACAUUUGUUAGUGUUUCCUUCCAUUGCUAGAAUUAGACCUUACUUUUAGCAUAUUGUUUUUGGUAUUUCUUUGACUUGUGUACCAUUACCCUUUGUCCUUUGUAUAUAUAUAUAUAUAUAUAUAUAUAUAUAUAUAUAUGUAUAUAUAUAUUUUAGGACUUUUCUAAUUGAGAGGAGCGAUAAUAUAUUAAACUCACACACACAAUAAGGAUGCUAUGACUCAAACUCAUGACCUUGCAUACGGGAGCAAUUAAUCCAAACUACUAUACUAGUGGGUCUUUUGCUUUGUGCUGUGUAUAUGGCUUUGAAGUUUAUGGUUGCAUUUUAUUUACGUUAGCCAAAAUUCUGUCUAAUUCUGUAAAGACCUUCCAA
Messenger RNA from Prunus persica (peach), 1329 nucleotides. RefSeq lists its product as uncharacterized. The record is from RefSeq and is a predicted model, not a curated record. The coding region runs from base 236 to 913 and encodes 225 amino acids. The transcript has 8 exons. Lineage: Eukaryota; Viridiplantae; Streptophyta; Magnoliopsida; Rosales; Rosaceae.